Messenger RNA from Gossypium raimondii (Peruvian cotton), 1264 nucleotides. RefSeq names its product peptidyl-tRNA hydrolase, chloroplastic. The transcript has 8 exons. The coding region runs from base 126 to 860 and encodes 244 amino acids. The record is from RefSeq and is a predicted model, not a curated record. Gene Ontology annotation, molecular function: peptidyl-tRNA hydrolase activity. Lineage: Eukaryota; Viridiplantae; Streptophyta; Magnoliopsida; Malvales; Malvaceae.
GACUCUUGAGUCGCAAGGCAAAGGGGGGAACUUUGAGGAGCUUCUUCAUUGCUUCGUUCUCCUUUCCCCCUUCCUUCUUCACAACAUUCUUCAAAAAUUCAAACCCUAAUCUAUAAAAAAAAAUCAUGAAAUUAAGUUCAUCAAUCUUCACUUUUCGCUUCCUAAACUUCAAUUCCUUAUUCAUUAAAUCUCAUCCUUCCUUCAAAAUUUCUGCCGCAACCAAAAGAACCAUGACUCAAUUCCCUAAUUUUUCCACGAAAAUUUCAAAUUCUUCUCCCGCCAAUACGGCGGAGGAUUCCCAGGUGUCGCCGCCCGAGCCCAGGCCGCAGUCUCCGCCUCGCAAGCCGUGGCUCAUCGUCGGUCUCGGUAAUCCCGGCAAGAAAUUCAAUGGCACCCGCCACAACGUUGGUUUUAUGAUGGUAGACGCUAUAGCUGAGGCUGAAGGGAUUUCUAUUAACACUGUUAACUUUAAAGCUCAGAUUGGAAAAGGAUUUAUAGGAAAUGUUCCUGUCAUGCUUGCCAAACCGCAAACGUUUAUGAACUCAAGUGGUGAGUCUGUUGGGGCCAUUGUAUCAUAUUACAAGAUUCCAUUGAAGCAAGUUCUUGUGAUUUUUGAUGACUUAGAUUUGCCUUUUGCCAAAUUGAGACUACUUCCGAAAGGCGGACAUGGUGGACAUAAUGGAAUGAGAAGCAUCAUCGAUAGUUUUGAAGGUAGCCGCAAUUUUCCUCGUCUAAGAAUUGGCAUUGGACGACCUCAAGGGAGGAUGGAUACUAUUAAUUUUGUUCUUCGUGCUUUCAACAAGCAAGAACGUGAAGAGGUCACAUCUUUUUAUCUUUCAGCUGGAGUUUACGUUUCAUAAUGGAAUCGAGGCUGUCCGGAUUCUCUUACUCGAGGGUUUCGAUAAAAGUGCAACAUAUGUCAACAGCACCAAAGCAAUGGAACAGCUUGGGUAAAAUUAUUGCUCCAGGCAAGCAGAAAAGUUAGGUAAUUUGCUAGCGGAGAAUAUGAUAUCAUUGAAUUUUCCUUUUAAUUACUCAUUAGUGAUUUUAGAUGUUAUUUUUUUGUUAACUGAUAUAUAACUGCUUCAAUGCAUUAGAAAUUUAGAAGAAUUAUUAUUUUUAAUCAAAAAAUGAAACUUGCACUGAUGGUGUAGAGAGAUGGAUAGAGGUAUUUCUUUGAUUUCAUUCAUGGAAAGAUGUUAUAUCUCUGGUUUUGUUGUAUUCAUUGUUUAAAUGGGGAUUUAUUUGUGUGCAUUGAUGAAUA